Messenger RNA from Physella acuta, 2111 nucleotides. Its product is annotated as polycomb group RING finger protein 6. Gene Ontology annotation, molecular function: ubiquitin protein ligase activity. NCBI's taxonomy places the organism in Eukaryota, Metazoa, Mollusca, Gastropoda, Physidae. The record is from RefSeq and is a predicted model, not a curated record.
UAACGACCUACUGAUAGUGUUUUAAAGCAAAUAUUUUCAGUGGCAGCAUUGGUACUGUCGAAUUUACAAAUUAUGAAUUACUAAAAAGUAGAAAAUAAAACAACUAAAUGGCGGCGUAUGAUAUGCCGCGGGUCGGCUCGUAUUAAUUAAUAAGUAUUAGUAAUUUAGUUAGGCUACUUUUUUACUAAUUAAUUAAUUUAUAGUUUAAAAUAAGGCCUAGGGGCAGGGGGCCUAAUAAAAAUAAUUAAAUAUGACUCAAGAGACUUAGAUCUAGCCAGUACUCACUCAGACAUCUCAGGCUUCUCUGAAGUCACUGUCAGUCAGUUUCUUUUUGUUUUGUCAAAUAAAAAAAAUGGGUACUAAUGUCAUCAAUGACAAUAAUGGAAAGAUUUUUAUACCUUAUGAAUCACUUGAGGACUACAUUCACUGCUCUAUCUGCCUGUCUGUGAUAAGGGGUGCUGUGUUAACACCGUGUGGGCACCGCUAUUGCUCACGCUGUAUAACAGAAUGGGUUGGACAGAAGCAUACUUGCCCAUGCUGCAACAGCCAACUGCAAGCCACACAGUUCUAUUUUGAUGUGCAGUUUGACUCAUUAAUUGAACAAGUUCUUUUACAACGUGACAAGGCGGAGGAAACAUAUUUUGAGAACAUGUUUCAAACCUCUGUAGAAAAUACAAGCAAAUCACCGUUUGAGGAAAUACUUAAAAAACACAUGAAAUCAAGUUUACUUUCCCAUCAGAGAUAUUAUGAUAAAUUAAAAGAAGAUUACAGAAGAAAACUGGAGCUAAUUGAUCGAGGAUCAAGCCUAUAUUUUAUUGGGAGUAAUUCCGAAAGUACAGAUGAAUUAAAAGCAAAGUUAAAAUCAAACCUUGAAGAAAGUGAAAAAUUGAUUGCAGAUGCAUUUGAUAGAUACCUGACAGAAAAUGUUCCCAGCUUUGAAAUACUUCCUGUAAAUGUAAGCAUAUAUUUGGCAGACAAAGAUGUCCGAAUUUUAGAUGUGAUCAUAAAACCCUCUGAAAGCCUCCUUGAAAUUAAGCCAAAAAUUGAGGCAGCCAUGCAAGAACGCUGUGAUGAUAUCUUAAACUGGACAGAUGAUACUGGUGUCCGGCUGCUUUUCGAUCCUCUGGCAAAAAACAGCCAUUAUAAUUUGUGUGAAGUGUUAAAUAACAUUCACAACAGAGAUGAUGUCCACUCUUUGACGUGGGACUCGAGGCCCAUCUUCCAGUUCAACAUGAAACCAGGAAGUGAAAUAGUUCUACAAGGUGUGUUCAAAUCUCAAAGUGAUUUACCCAAACGUUGUUACGUUAAUAUUUUUAAAGAGCUGGGACCUCAGACUGUGGACUAUUUUACUUGUAACAACUGCAAUGUAAAGUGGAUCUGUAAAUCCUGCAUACAGUGUUGUCACACAGGUCACAGUGUAAGUCCUUUUGCUAUGGAUCAUGUCCCUACCUGGGCCUGCUGCUAUUGUCCAAAGAAAAAAUUGUGCAAGAUUCAAGACAAAUAAAAUUUUAGACAACUUUUUAUUGGCUGUAUGUUAUGUUUUAUACAGUUUAUAGCAGUAAAAGUAUUUUAAAAGUAUGUUUUAGUUUAUGAACUCUCUAUAUUCGUAAUUGUAAUAAGUCUUUUGUGGAAUCUUCCUAGGUAUUUCUUUUGAAACAAAAACAGUUAUUGUAAUUCUGACACGCUAAUAAGUUAAUGUAUUUUUAAGAUGUAAAUUGAGUUACUGUUACCAAUUUGUGAAAUUCUGAGGGAUGAUAACUAUUGUUGCUAUAUUGCCUGUUAUUGUGAUACUCAUUAGAUUCUUGUUUUUUAACACAUUUUAUUUUAAAAUUUAAAUGACGGAAUGAAACUUAAAAACCAACAUCCGACAAUGUCAACAAUUUUUGCUUUUCUUGAAUCUUGUGAUAGCUUACAAAUAUGUAAUGGUUACCUUGUUUUCUAGUAAACAGAUACGAAUGUGAUAUUUUAGUAGGUCAAAUUUUCCUUAUUGUGUAUGUUUUAGGUCUUUAGUGCUGUAAUUUAUUUCCCAUUAUUACAAUCAGGUAUAAAUCUAGAUUUUACUUUCUGACCAACUAUUAUUUUAUUCUGUUGUAAAUAAUGACACAUUUUUA